This is a messenger RNA of Acanthosepion pharaonis, 1047 nucleotides long. NCBI's taxonomy places the organism in Eukaryota, Metazoa, Mollusca, Cephalopoda, Sepiida, Sepiidae. The record is from the annotation of a GenBank genome assembly.
AUGUUCAUCUGUUAUAGUCUUCUGGGUCACUUGAAUCUCUUUCUUUCUUUUUCUUUUCCUUAUAAUAAUCAUUCUGUCCAAAAGUAUUUGAUGAUUCAUUCUUCUGGGUCACUUGAAUCUCUUUUCUUUCUUUCCUUUCCUUAUAAUAAUCAUUCUGUCCAAAAGUAUUUGAUGAUUCAUUCUUCUGGGUCACUUGAAUCUCUUUCUUUCUUUCUUUCUUUUCCUUAUAAUAAUCAUUCUGUCCAAAAGUAUUUGAUGAUUCAUUCUUCUGGGUCACUUGAAUCUCUUUUCUUUCUUUCCUUUCCUUAUAAUAAUCAUUCUUCUUCUGGGUCACUUGAAUCUCUUUCUUUCUUUCCUUUCCUUAUAAUAAUCAUUCUGUCCAAAGUAUUUGAUGAUUCAUGUUCAUCUGUUAUAUCUUCUGGGUCACUUGAAUCUCUUUCUUUCUUUCCUUUCCUUAUAAUAAUCAUUCUGUCCAAAAUAUUUGAUGAUUCAUGUUCAUCUGUUAUAGUUUCUGGGUCACUUGAAUCUCUUUCUUUCUUUCCUUUCCUUAUAAUAAUCAUUCUUCUUCUGGGUCACUUGAAUCUCUUUUCUUUCUUUCCUUUCCUUAUAAUUCAUUCUGUCCAAAAUCUUCUGGGUCACUUGAAUCUCUUUCUUUCUUUCUUUCUUUCUUUUCCUUAUAAUAAUCAUUCUGUCCAAAAGUAUUUGAUGAUUCAUUCUUCUCGGUCACUUGAAUCUCUUUCUUUCUUUCCUUUCCUUAUAAUAAUCAUUCUGUCCAAAAAGUAUUUGAUGAUUCAUUCUUCUGGGUCACUUGAAUCUCUUUUCUUUCUUUCCUUUCCUUAUAAUAAUCAUUUUGUCCAAAAGUAUUUGAUGAUUCAUUCUUCUGGGUCACUUGAAUCUCUUUCUUUCUUUCUUUUCAUUAUAAUAAUCAUUCUGUCCAAAAGUCUUUGUCUUGUGUAUCAAUUGAAUGUCAACUUUCCUUCCUUCCUUCCUUCCUUCCUUCCUUCCUUCCUUCCUUCCUUCCUUCCUUCCUUCCUUCGAUCUAUCUGA